UAUUGCCAAAUUCUUUUGCACAGACAAUAAAUUUGACUCCCUGAUUUGGUGAAAAACAAUGAACACAGUGUAAAAGUGUAAAGGCGAAAUAAAAAAAAACAGGCUCAACCGAUUAGACUUUUGUGGUCAAAGGUCAGAGUGACCUCACAAAACAUGUUUUUGGCCGUAACUCAAGAAUUCAUACACUGUUUAUGACAAAACUUAAUACAAAUGUCAAACAGGAUAAAAUAAUGACAUUUCAUAUCCAAAAAGUCAAAGGUCAACUUCACUGUGACAUCAUAAUGUUCUGCAUUAAACACUUUUCUGUCCAUUAUGAAAGGUCAUACCUCAGGAGCAGAAGACGAGACAUUUGGUCAGAUACUAAAAUGUGACAUUAAUCUUGAAACUGUGCUGUUUGUAUAGUUCCUCUGUGCUGUCGAGGGGACAACGGAGGCAUACAACCACGAGACACUAAUUCCAGUUUCAGAAAUUGUGCUGUAUGUUCCUAUUACUGGGAAAUGAAAGUAAAGGGGCAUUACAGACACUGCAGUCAGGCCACCCAAGUACGCAAAGUAAGUAUGCAAACGCCCUGCCUCAUUUAAAGCAGCACAUCAUUGACAACAAAGCAGAGGUUGGACAUCACUGACUUCAGACCAGAGAACCCAAAGUACCAUUGAGAGUAACUGCUGAAAUACGGAGUUGAGAAAAACAGCUGAAUGAUGAGUGCUGCUCAGAGUCAAACAACAUUGGAGUCCAAACUCGAGGCCCUGCAGUGCCACUUCACCUGGGAUCUGGACCCCAGCAGAUCUGAGCUUUUACGCCGCAGUGAAAGCCUGGAGGACAUCGGCACAGAGGAGGGAAACAGCUGGCUAGGUCACAUUUACAACCUGCGGGGGUUCAUUCAGUACAAGCUGGGGUUCACCGAAGACGCCCAGAGUUUCUUCAGCAGGGCUGCAGAGGCUUUCCACCAGAUAAGACACAGAAACAAAGGUCCUUGGUUAAUUGUGAACUACGGUAACCUGGCUUGGCUGCACCACCACCUGGGAAACCAAGCAGAGAGUCAGUCUUACCUGUCAAAGGUCGACGCCCUGAUUAAUCAGUACCCAUCUCCAUCCCCGGAUGAACUUCAUCCAGAGAUCUAUGCUGAAAAAGCCUGGACCCUGAUGAAGUUCAGCGGAGAGAAAAAGCUGAUCGUAGAUUAUUUCCAGAGAGCCAUCCAGAUGCAGCCGGACAUGGUGGAGUGGAACACCAGCCACACCUUAGAGUUAGUGCAUGCUUUUAAGCACAUCGAUGAAAAGGUGGAGGCUGAAAUCUUUGAAAAAUUAAGAAUCGCCAGGGAACAAGAUCCAGAGAACUUGUACCUCGCUGCUUACUACCUUGAGCAAUGUGCUAAAUUAGGAGAAAGAAUUGAAGAUGAAGCACGUGAGUUAGCCAGAAAGGUUUUGAGAAAUCCUGUCGGCAGCUACGGUGGUAUUAAACCGUUAUUAUGGAUUUACAGAAACUACAUUUCUGUAGAUGAGGCCGUUGCAUUGGCAGAGGAGGCUCUGAAAAAGCACCCAGAUGAGCGUUACCUGAAGAGAUGUGCUUCACUCUGCUACAAAUGGAUCAUUUACUUUAGUGACAGACUCCCAGAGCGAAGCAAGAUAGACAGGGCAAUCCGCCUCCACGAGGAGGUGAUUUCUCUUUACCCUCAUUCUUCACUUAUGAAGAAAGUGGACCUUGCUAAUAUAUACGCAAAGUCAAAUUACAGCCAGGCAAAAGCUGAGCAGAUAUUUCAGGAACUGCUAGAAAGGGAUCGGAUAGAAAAUGAUCUGGAACCUACAGACAAACAGAUGCUUUACAACAACUACGCAAAACGUUUGUUUUUCGAUCUUCAGGAGGACCAAAAGGCAGUACAGUAUCACAUGAAGGCGGCAGCCAUACAGAAUCAGUCCUCCUUUCGUGCGAACAGCAUCAGAUUUCUGGAGAGGAUUAAAGACAAAGACAGGAGCCCAAUGUGUAGAAAAAUAGCGGAGUUUCUGGAAAACUUAAAAGAGCUGUAGUUAUUUUAAAGGUUUGAGUGUGUAAGAUUUAGGGGGAUAUAUUGGCAGAAAUUGUGUAUAAUAUAGUAAGUAUGUUUUCUUUAGUGUAUGAUCACCUGAAAAUAAGAAUCAUUUCGUUUUUGUUGCCUCAAAAUUAGCCUUAGAAAAUGUUUUCACCGGUUAAAAUCAGCAAUCCUUAUGUUUUUGAGAGGAAGAGCCCUGGGUAAAAAACACCUGAACAUAUGGAUCAGAAAUAAAUUGAGCACAAAUGAAGGUAUCAGAGAAAAAAGGUAAGCACAGAUAAGCAGUUACUGGGCAAGCAGGCCAUCAGCAACGUACAGAACAGGAUAGGAGAAACAAUGAUUUGUGAUGUGAAACUGCUGUGUUCAGUGUUUUUACUGGUUUAAAUCAGCUGGUGUGUUUGUUUUGGAGAGGAAGAGACCUCUGUGGUAAAAACCUCCUGAACAAUGAACACUGAAGGAAUUCUGACCAGGAGAAGAUUCAGCUGGUCGCAAUCUGCGAUCGUCACCGCUAGAUGCCACUAAAUCCUCCUAAAUCUUACACACUGGACCUUUAACAGCACUGGUUCUAAACCCAGAAAAAAUAUAGAUAUUCAGCUGGGAGAAAAAUACUGCACACACUCAUUAAUUUCAUAACAAGCACAUUUGGUAAACCUUUUUUUCCUUUGGCCAGGUGGUGCAGAAGGAAGCAACAAGCAGGGGUGUCAAAUAUACGGCACACAGGCCAGAGCCGGCCCACCAAAGGGUCCAGUUCAGCUCACUGACACAGCUCAUAUCGCUUUUCAUCCUGACCACAAUACAGUUCUCUGAACGAUUACUGUUUGAAGUAUUACUUAUAUUUUUCUCUCUCAGAGGAUUUGAACCAGAGAAUGAGGCUGAACAGCUGCAGAUGAAGUGAGUGAUUAGAUACUGCACAUACAAACUGCUGAAACCUGAGCGCUUUACAUUGUAAUAUCUUACAGAUAACUCAGAGGUCCAAAAUCUAAAAUUAAAAUUACCUGCAAAAAAAUAAUGAAAUAAAAAUAAAAUAAAAUAAAAUAAAAUAAAAUAAAAUAAAAUAAAAUAAAAUAAAACUAAUAUGGGUUUAUAGGCAGGAUCUCUGACAGGACAGGUAAGGUACAGUUUUGUGCUUCUAGGACAUUAAAGACAACUUAAUCUAAAGAAUCACGAUCACUUCAGGUAUCUAAAGAAAUUUUGGAAAGACGACACAUUAGGAGAAGAAAUCCUUAACUUCUUUCCAAAUGCCUAAAAACUUGCUACUUACCAAAAAAUAAUAUCUAAAAUACACUUUGCUCUCCAAAGUUUUAAAAAUUAUGAUACUCUGAAUAUUAAUGAAAGAUGGGAAGCACAGAGCCUAUUCUAUAACAUCAGUAGAAGAAUGGGACAGCAUCUGCACAAUGGUUGAUAACAAGCUCCCCCACUUGGAGAGAAUUCAGCUUGGAAAAUGUGACUGGUUUCUUCUGUAGUCCAGCACAAAAGACUAACUCUCUAACCAGACUGCCUGCUGGAGGUCCUGUGGAAGCGCUGCGGAAAACCAUCUCCACAUUUUCUGGAACUGUCCCUAUGUGGCUCCACUUUGGAGAGGUGUGAUUAAGUUUUUGGAGUUGAAAAUCUGUUUUAAUUUUGGCUAUCUAGAAGAGCUUCACUGUGCAAAGUGAGAUACAUAUUUGUUGAGGGUGUUGUUCGGGGCUUGUAAAAACGCUUUGACAAGAAAAUGGGUUAAGAUGUACCAAACAGAAAUGAGUGAGAGAAUUACAUUUAAACUAAAAACCCAAAUACUUACUAGAAUGUGUGCAUAUAUAGCCUAAACGAGCAUGUGUAUAUGUAUGUUUAUAUAUGUACGUGUGUAUGUGUACACACGUGCGUGCAUUUGUGUGUGCAAAUGUAUAUAUGCAGAUUUUGUUUUUUACUCAUGAAUGAUUCUCCCCUAAUUUUGGUUUCGUUUUUAGUUCACUUCAUUUGUGUUUUUGUGUCCUGUCGACGCGUAUGUCUGUUCUUUAAAGGAAAACCAAAUUAAAAAAUUAAAUAAACGAAAGAUCUAAAAGGUGAGGGGGGAUCAGCUGUUUCUCUUUUUGUGAUGUAAGAGAAACAGACUGUUGUAUGAAAUGAUGUUGAAUGGAAGUAAAUGAUGGAGCUACAGAGAACUACUGUACCGACUUUGUGCUGACAUCAUUUUAAUACAGACUAAAAUUUGUGAAUCCAGCUUUAACUUUAAAUUUUGCUCGCAAGCAUGUUCACAAAGAGGAUGAACACCUCGGCCAGGACGCCUGCCAUCCACAAGGAACUGAAACUUAGCACAUCAGUACAUUACUUACCUUCAGUGGCGCUACUCCUGCCUGCUUCUCCAAACUGAUCACAUGUCAACUGACAGCUCCUGUAGGUAAUACACAAGCCCACUUCACAAAAUCCAAACUGCCCCUUUGAAUGUGUCCAAGACUGUAUUUUUCUCAAUCAGAGAAGUCAACACUACUAAUCCUGACAUCCUCAUGAGAGUAAAAAUAGUGUUGAAAAGAAAGUGUUGACCAUUCUUUAGACAGAUUAUGGAAUCUAUCUUUAAAACAAACAUCAAGCAUAUCUCAGGAAGAAUAAAACAUGGUUAAAUACAUUUUAAAUUUGUUCAUAAUGACUUAGAUACAGGUGCAGCCAUGAUCUACUAUGGUAUCAUCACAUGUCUUAUUGUGCCCCCUCCUGGUCACAGGCCUGCACAACAACAAUAUAAACUGUUUAAAUGAGCUGUUAAAGCAGUGGACAGCAAACAAACUCAUCCCACUGUUACAGUAUUGUCAAAAAUACAAAUUAUUGAGCUCUGGAGUUUUUCUGUUUGUGGCACCUGAAAGAAAUAUUUGUUCUAAAAGUUCAAGGCUGAAAUAAGAAGCAAGAUCAACAACAAGGGGAGACUGUUCGGUGAGAACAGUGCAUGACAGAAUUUGCUCAAACUGCUUUUUACAGCAGCUAUUGGAGUGGACAUGCAGGAUGUGUUUCUCCUAGAUGCAAAAUAUAAGUAAAAC
Messenger RNA from Epinephelus fuscoguttatus (brown-marbled grouper), 5028 nucleotides. Its product is annotated as interferon-induced protein with tetratricopeptide repeats 1B-like. Gene Ontology annotation, cellular component: cytosol. NCBI's taxonomy places the organism in Eukaryota, Metazoa, Chordata, Actinopteri, Perciformes, Serranidae. Gene Ontology annotation, molecular function: protein binding. The record is from RefSeq and is a predicted model, not a curated record. The transcript has 2 exons. Gene Ontology annotation, biological process: defense response to virus. Bases 696 to 2021 code for a protein of 441 amino acids.